This is a messenger RNA of Clonostachys rhizophaga, 1716 nucleotides long. Lineage: Eukaryota; Fungi; Ascomycota; Sordariomycetes; Hypocreales; Bionectriaceae. The record is from the annotation of a GenBank genome assembly.
AUGGCGGGGAGCUACAAGAGCGACACUACCAGAGUCGAAGAGCCUUCGCUAGAAACUAGGGGGAGAACCAGCAGCAACUCGGUACAGGCCCAAGUCAACCAGCUGGAAGACAUUGAGUCUCUAUCUCGCUUCGAGGAAGAGACAGCAGAUCGUGGAAUCGGUGCUCUCCAUCAUAUCCGUUCCAGGACUCGCAGUAGAACAAAUGAAACGCUGAUAGACUGGGCGUACAAUGAUCCUGAGAAUCCCUACAACUGGCCCAUGGCAAGUUUCAAAAAGAACAUCGUUACCUUCCUCAGCGGGAUGCUCGUGAUCAACUCGACCAUGAACUCGGCACUCCCAAGCAUGGCCAUCCCAUUCAUCACCAAGGAAUUCGGUAUAACAUCAAGCGAGCAGAAAGUGCUCCCCAUAUCCAUCUACUUGGUCGGCUAUGUGUUGGGACCCAUCGUCUGGGGCCCCCUGAGUGAGCACGUCGGCCGUCGAUAUCUGAGCAUCUGCACCUUCGCCAUGUUCAGCAUAUUCACCAUGGCCUGCGGGUUCUCCCCCAACUGGUCCGCCCUCCUCGUCUUCCGCUUCUUCUGUGGAAUGUUUGGAAGUGCUCCCAUUGCGGUCGUGGCCGGUAUCCUCGCGGAUGUCUACGGCGAGCCGAGGACACGUGGUAGAGCGUUUGCCAUCUUCAUGGUGACAACCGUAUUCGGCCCGCUGUUCGCCCCCAUCGUCUCCGGAUUCUGCUCAACCACCAUCGGCUGGCGCUGGACCUUCUGGAUCGGCGUCUUCUUCGCCGCCGCGACCCUCGCCGUGGUCCUCUUCCUCCCGGAGACCUACGGUCCCAUCCUCCUCGCCCGCCGCGCCAGGAAGAUGCGGGCCGAGGACCCCGACUCUCGCGCCAUCUCCCCGCGCGACCUCGAGGAGACCGACCUUUCCCAGCUCUUCACCGUCGUCCUCACCCGCCCUAUCCGCAUGCUCCUCUCCGAGCCCAUCGUGUCCACCACCUGUGCCUACCUCGCCCUCGUCUACGCCAUCUUCUACAUGUCCUUCCAGGCCUUCCCCAUCAUCUUCUCCAGCCUCUACGGCCUCUCCCCCGGCGUCACGGGGCUCUGCUACCUCCCCAUCGGCGGCGGCGCCACCCUGAGCCUCCCCAUCUUCUGGUUCUGGGACGCCUACCUCGCGAAGGCCACCGCCGCGGGUGCGUCCUGGACGAGGCGCGAGGAGUCCCGCCGCUUGCCCCUCGCCCUCAUAGGCGGGCCGGCCUUCGUCGUCGCCCUGUUCUGGCUAGGAUUCACCUCCCGUAGCAGCCUCUCCUUCGUCGUGCCCAUGCUUGCCGGUAUUCCCUUCGGCCUCGGCUUCAUGCUCAUCUUUAUGGCCCUCCUCAAUUAUCUCACUGAUGCCUAUGAUAUCUUCGCUGCUUCUGCCAAUGCUGCUGCCUCUUGUUGCCGUUCCCUUCUUGCCGUUGUCCUCCCUCUUGCCACAAGCCGUAUGUUUGACGAUUUGGGUAUUUCAGGUGCCUGUGCCCUUUUAGGUGGUCUUAGCGCUGGGAUGUGCAUUAUUCCAUUUGUCUUCAUUUGGAAAGGCCCCGUGAUUAGGGAGAAAUCCAAGUUUUGUAUUGCUUUGCGCGAGCGGAGAGAAGAAAUUCAUCGUAGGGCGGAACGAGAAAGGGAGAGAUUGGAGGGCCUAUGGAAGGAGGAGAAGGGCACUAAAAAUCCAGAGAGUGAUCACUAA